GCCCGCCCAUUCAUUCAUCCCUUCCUUGGCGGCACCGAGCCGCCCUGGGCCGCUUUGAGCGGGGCGGUGGGCCAGCCUCCUGGCGUGCAAUCUCCUCCCGGGGCUUCUCGGGUCAAACCGCUGUCCCUCCCCAACAGCCGCCGGCCGGCGGGCGGGUCCCCAGGCCGGCCCCACCCCGGUCUGCAGGAGUUCCCGCUCAGCCCCGUGCCAGCGACGCCUCCCGGGCUGGGAUUUGGACCCAUGCUGCUGCGCUGCCCGGUGGACAUGACUGUGUAGCUGACAUUCUGCAUCCCCGUUGUGUGUGGUGGGAGCCUCCUAGGGUACCCAGAUGGAGGAGCCCAUGGCGCUUUCUUCCCUGCCUGGCUGUGACAGGGGUCCCGCUGAUGACUCAUUGAAAAGAUAUGAGCAGAAUGCGAAACUUUCAGGCAUUAAAAAAGAUAUUGAGAAGCUUUGUGAAGCUGUACCACAGCUUGUCAGUGUGUUCAAAAUUAAGGACAAGAUCGGAGAAGGCACCUUUAGCUCUGUUUAUUUGGCCACAGCACAGUUGCAAGUAGGACUUGAAGAGAAAAUUGCGCUGAAACACUUAAUUCCAACAAGUCAUCCUAUAAGAAUCGCAGCAGAACUACAGUGUCUGACCGUUGCGGGGGGGCAGGACAACGUCAUGGGAGUUAAGUAUUGCUUCAGGAAAAAUGAUCAUGUGGUUAUUGCCAUGCCAUAUCUGGAACACGAGUCGUUUUUGGACAUUUUGAAUUCUCUUUCCUUUCAAGAAGUACGCGAGUAUAUGUUUAAUCUCUUCAUAGCUUUGAAACGGAUUCAUCAGUUUGGUAUUGUUCAUCGUGAUGUGAAGCCCAGCAACUUUUUAUAUAAUAGACGCCUGAAAAAGUAUGCCUUGGUGGACUUUGGUUUGGCCCAAGGAACCCAUGACACAAAAAUAGAGCUUCUCAAGUUUGUCCAGUCUGAGGCUCAGCAGGAAGGUUAUUCACAAAACAAGUACCAUGGAGUCACUGGACACAAGGGCUCACUGAGCCGCCCAGCACCUAAGAAUCUGGAUCAGCAGUGUGCCGCAAGAACUUCUGUCAAGAGACCCUACGUGAACGCACAGACUCACAUUAAGCAAGGGAAAGAUGGAAAGGAGGGAUCUGUAGGCCUUUCUGUCCAGCGCUCUGUUUUUGGAGAAAGAAAUUUCAAUAUACACAGCUCCAUUUCACAUGAGAGCCCUGCAGAGAAACUCCUAAAGCAAUCAAAGACUGUGGAUAUAACCUCAAGAAAGCUAGCAGCAAAAAAGGCAGCCAUUUCUACAAAAGCUGUGACUAGUGUGAUGAGGAAAAGUGCCAGUUCUUGCCCAGCUGUCCUGACCUGUGACUGUUACGGGACAGAUAAAGUCUGCAGCAUUUGCCUGUCGAGACGGCAGCAGGUUGCCCCUCGGGCAGGCACACCAGGAUUCAGAGCACCGGAGGUCCUGACCAAGUGUCCUAACCAGACCACAGCAAUUGACAUGUGGUCUGCAGGCGUCAUCCUCCUCUCCCUGCUCAGUGGGCGGUACCCAUUUUACAAGGCCAGUGAUGACUUAACUGCUUUGGCUCAAAUCAUGACAAUUCGGGGAUCCAGGGAAACCAUCCAGGCUGCUAAAGCUUUCGGCAAAUCAAUUUUGUGUAGCAAAGAAGUGCCAGCACAAGACUUGAGGAAACUCUGUGAGAGACUAAGGGGUCUAGACCCUAACACUCCCAAGUUAGCAGUCCGUCCACCAGGCUAUACUUCUCCAGAGAACACUGACCAUACGGCUUCUUACGUACAGACAUCUCCAGCACAGCACUCAGAGGAGUCCUUGAAUAAAGGGGACAGCGGUGGCUGCGGGAGUCGUCCCAGCGAGAGUACUACCAACUUGGAAGGCUGGGACACAGUGCCUGAUGAAGCCUACGACCUGCUUGAUAAACUCCUGGAUCUAAACCCAGCUUCUAGAAUAACAGCAGAAGCAGCCUUACUGCACCCGUUCUUUAAGGGCAUGCGCUCCUGAUGCUGGGGUCCGUUCUUGUCUGCCAUGUGUCGUAAGGUGGGGCAGCUAAGCGUGGCUUCCAGGGAAGGAUGAUAACUUAUCUUCAGUCACAGUGUUUGCUCUGGUGUCAAACUGUAAACAGAUUAAGAAUUAUUAAAUGUCCAGGGGAGUCCUUAACAUGAUCUCAGUUAAACACCAAGUAGAGGCAGAGCUUUAGUUCCCUGGUUUUCUCUGCUUCUGGAGCAGCCUUAGCCUGAUGUAUGGUUCAAGGAACAAGUCAUACGAUUCACAGACAUGACAGGGAGUGGAGCAGUGAAAAAGACUGUUUCUUUUCCACUGUGUGGUCUACGCUGGGUGUGCAUGGGACUGGCUCUUGGUGUGUGCAUGGGACUGGCUCUUGGUGUGUGCAUGGGGGACUGGCUCUUGGUGUGUGCAUGGGGACUGGCUCUUGGUGUGUGCAUGGGGACUGGCUCUUGGUGUGUGCAUGGGGGACUGGCUCUUGGUGUGUGCAUGGGACUGGCUCUUGGUGUAUGCAUGGGGACUGGCUCUUGGUGUAUGCAUGGGGACUGGCUCUUGGUGUGUGCAUGGGGACUGGCUCUUGGUGUGUGCAUGGGGACUGGCUCUUGGUGUGUGCAUGGGGACUGGCUCUUGGUGUGUGCAUGGGGACUGGCUCUUGGUGUGUGCAUGGGGACUGGCUCUUGGUGUGUGCAUGGGGACUGGCUCUUGGUGGUGUGUAGAGAGACAGUAGUUACUGCAGAGAUGUGGGGGAAAUGACACCACUUCAUAUAGUCAUUCUUGUAAGUUACACGGUGCUUACUGCAGAGUUUCUGGUGUUUAUUAAGAAUUACAUGUGUUUAUAUUGGGAGCCAAAUAAUGUGCAUAUUGUUGAUAAGGCAGAAAUGUUCUUUUUUCUUGUACGACCAUUCUUUUCUCACCAUCUUAGUUUAUUUAAUUAGGUAGCUGCCGCAAGGAAGGGUGAGCAUACACCUGGGAACCUGAGGGUUUUGUCUGCCAGGAGCAUCCAGAUGUCUGCAUUUCUGUUCAGAGUUGACCUUGCUCAGAGAGGAAUGGUUCCUGGAGUCUCGGGAGGAUUGGAAAGAAGAUAAUGAAGUAGACAAGAGUAAGGAAGGACUUGCACAGCGAUUGUGCAUUUUCACACUCACCUGCUCUGUGUCCGUGACAGCAUGCCAGGCUUCCCAGGGGGCGGGAGGGUAGACUUGCUGAGGAGUCCCCUUUGUAUAUUCACAGGUUCCAGGGAACUGGUCCUCACUCGGAAAAUUCACUUUCCUGUUUUGAACACUGAUAGAUCAGUGGUGUAUACGCAUUUUGUCUUAAGCUGUAUUUUUUUAAACUUGAAUGUC
This is a messenger RNA of Onychomys torridus (southern grasshopper mouse), 3354 nucleotides long. RefSeq names its product cell division cycle 7 (gene Cdc7). Gene Ontology annotation, biological process: mitotic DNA damage checkpoint signaling; protein phosphorylation. The coding region runs from base 329 to 2014 and encodes 561 amino acids. Gene Ontology annotation, molecular function: ATP binding; protein serine/threonine kinase activity. NCBI's taxonomy places the organism in Eukaryota, Metazoa, Chordata, Mammalia, Rodentia, Cricetidae. The transcript has 12 exons. The record is from RefSeq and is a predicted model, not a curated record. Gene Ontology annotation, cellular component: nucleus.